Cylas formicarius (sweet potato weevil) is the source of this 1365-nucleotide messenger RNA. RefSeq names its product RCC1-like G exchanging factor-like protein. The transcript has 4 exons. NCBI's taxonomy places the organism in Eukaryota, Metazoa, Arthropoda, Insecta, Coleoptera, Brentidae. Bases 31 to 1362 code for a protein of 443 amino acids. The record is from RefSeq and is a predicted model, not a curated record.
GAAGAAGAAGACGGACCUAGACACAAAAAAAUGAACCCGAUUCAAAAAAUACAACAAAAUAUAAUUAAAAAUGGUGCGAAAUAUCUAAGCACCAAGAAAAUAAAAUACCCUACCGAUCCGGAUUACGUGAAUCAGCUGCCCGUUUUCCAGUAUGGCGUGAGUAAGGAGGCCUACAGACGCGUAUUUGCAUGGGGAAAUGCACAAACGGGAGCCCUAGGAAUCAAAGGUUUAAUUGAUAAAGAUGUUAUUGCUGCGUGGUAUCCAAAACGAUUCACAUUCGCGGAGCUGUUUGAAGUAACUACUGCGGCUACCGGAUUUGGUUUUACAGCGUACGCCGUUAACAGUGAAACGGAUGUGAAACUGCAUGGAUCAGGUCUUAAUACAGAUGGUCAGCUCGGAUACCAUGAGGUACAGAAAGAUAAACCUCUGGGUAUACUUUUUUACACCCAGCCUAUUUACUUACCAUUUAGUAAUCCUGAACAGAGUAAAGUUAUAAAAUUAGCUGCUGGUAGAGCGCAUCUGUUAGUAUUAACCGAUGAAGGAUUGUUUACAUUGGGUAACAAUGCCUAUGGACAGUGUGGUAGACAAGUAGUAGAUGAUGAGGACUAUUCUAAGAAUCAUUACAUCACUAAAAUCGAAAAUAUUGAUGGGAAAUGUAUUGUUGAUAUUGAAUGUGGACAAGAUCACAGCCUGGCAAUUACCGAAGAUGGGUCAGUGUACUCCUGUGGAUGGGGUGCAGAUGGACAAACUGGCUUAGGACAUUUUCAGAACACUUCUGAAUUUACAAAAGUUGAUGGAGACAUUAGUAAGGAGAAAAUUGUUAAAAUCUCUUGUAAAUCUGAUUUCGUUUUGGCCUUAAAUGAUAGAGGUGAAGCUUUUGGUUGGGGAAACAUAGAAUAUGGUCAGUUAACGCUUCCCAAUGAACAACAACAAUUAUGCAAUCCCACCUUUGUCAAUAAACUAGUGAAAGCUGGCAAAAUUGUAAGUGUUGCCUCUGGAGGAUCAUUUUGCCUUGCCGUCAACGAAUGUGGCGAAGUUUUUACAUGGGGCUAUGGUCUUUUGGGUGUCGGCCCAAUUGUUCAACAAUCGAGGGAACCCUUAAAAAUACCUGAAGUAUUAUUUGGGAGAAAUGACUUUCAACCAAAGAGCUUGGUUACCAAAGUGGUUUGCGGACUGAAUUAUGCAAUGGCUGUAACAAAUUCCGGCGAUCUGUACUCAUGGGGUAGGAACAGGAGCUGCUGCUUGGGAUUAGGACACGAAAAAGAUCAGUAUUUCCCACUGAAAGUAUCCCUAAGCGGACAUGUUGAUGAUGUAUUUUGCGCAUUGGACCAUACCAUAGCAAUUUGUAAACCCUUUAUUUAGUAA